Molecule: messenger RNA, 3812 nt
Organism: Cokeromyces recurvatus
Lineage: Eukaryota; Fungi; Mucoromycota; Mucoromycetes; Mucorales; Mucoraceae
Product: Glycerophosphoryl diester phosphodiesterase family-domain-containing protein
Exons: 7
Coding region: 65-3634 (1189 amino acids)
Biological process (GO): glycerophospholipid catabolic process
Molecular function (GO): glycerophosphocholine phosphodiesterase activity; protein binding
Source: RefSeq, a predicted model, not a curated record
UCUCUCUCUCUUUUCUCUCUUUCUACAUAUUUAUAACUGUUUAUAUAUUUAUCCAAGUAAGAAUAUGAAGUUUGGAAAGGCUUUAAUAGCGAAUCAAAUCCCAGAAUGGUCAAAGAAUUACUUAUCGUACAAAACUUUAAAAAGGCAAAUUAAAACAGCUUCAACUCGUUUACCUGCUCAAGAAGACGUUACAGCCAUCUUUUUUCAUUUGGAUAGAGAAUUAGAAAAGAUAAACACAUUCUUUGUUUAUAAACAAACUCUUAUUCAUCGUCGUCUAUGGAUUUUACGAGAAAAAUAUGAUGCCUGUCAUGAUGAAGAAGAAAAUGAUGAGCUUGUUUCUGCCUUAAAGGAAAUAAAAAAUCAAAUGAAUAAACUUUUGUGGUUUGCUGAAUUAAACACAAAGGGAUUUCGUAAGAUACUUAAAAAAUUAGAUAAGAAAUUAGAAUUAGAAACCCAAAAUGUUUAUUGGGAAACAAAGGUGGCAGUACUUCCUUUUACUAGUUUAGCUCAACUACGUAGAGAACUAGAUCAAGUUUCGGAUUGGAUUUUAAAUCUUAUCAAUUUAGCUAAAAAAGAUGAAAAAAUAUCAUUAUAUAAAGGCAAUAAUAGUAGCUCUUCACUCAAAUUGGCUCGUUUUACAUCAAAAAAUGAAGACAUCUCAAAGGCUAUUAUUGAAGAUAAUCCAAAAAAAUUAGCUUUAUUGUUAUUAAAAGAAGAAGAAACAAGGAUAAAUGAUGCUAUAUUGGAAUUAAGUGUGGAGAAUGAAUCCAUUCAAUGUCUUAAAUAUCUUGUUUCAACAUUAGGUCUAUCUUUAGCAAAUAAUAGAGAUAUAAAUGAACGCAAUCUAUUACAUCGUACUUGUAUGCGUGAAACACCCAAGUUGAUUAUAGUUAAAACGUUAUUGGAAUUAGAACCUUCUUUAAAUAUACAAAAGGAUUUUACUGGACGUAGACCUUUACAUUAUGCAGCAGAAAAGAACAAUGCCAAAUUAGUCAAAUGUUUGUUACAACACGCUAUUGAUCAUCAUCAUUACUCUCUCUCUGUUGGAUUCACUAACCAACAGUGGCAAGAUCGCGAUGGUUUUAAUCCGUUCUUUUUUGCUAUUAUUCAUGGAAGUACAGACGCCAUAAAAGAAAUGAUUGAAAUCGGGCAGAUUAAUGAUAUUGAUAGUCUAUUAAUAUCAAAUAGUACAUCAUUACCAUCUUCUCCUAGUACAGUGUCUUCAUUUUCGGAUAAAAAUUCUUCGGUUAUAUCUUCUUUUGAAGAUCUCAUGAUAUCACCUUCAAAUGGUCAGUUUGAUUCCUCGUUAUUGUCUGAUUCUUUACCAACUGCAAAUCAUUCUUCAUUAUGUUAUCAUUAUUCCUAUUUAUCUUUAUCUGCUGUUGCCUUGGCAUGUAGAUUAGGAAAUCUGUCAUUAUUAAAGCUACUCAUUGAAAAGGGUGCUUCCGUUAACAUAGCGGAUGAGGAUGGUGAAACAGCCUUAUCGAUUGCAAUUCAAAAUAAUUUUGUAGAAGGAAUUAAGGUAUUAAUUAAACAAGGUCAUGUGAAUAUCAAUAUAGCCGAGAAAGUCAAUGGCUGGACGCCUCUUAUGAUAGCAGCUAUUGAGGGAUAUAAAGAUAUUGUGGAGAUUUUACUAGAGGCUAAUGCUAACAAAGACAUGAUAGAUCAUAAUGGCUGGACGGCCUCAGAUCAUGCUGUAUUUCGUGGCUUUCUUGAUAUUGGUCGCUUAACUUCAUCUCCUAUGAAUUUCAAUAUGAUUCAAACCACACAUAAUAAUGACAACCAAGCUAAGAGUAACACGCCAACAAGAUCAAGAUCUAGAUCUAGAUCUAAAUCUUCUGUUUCUACUACUAAAGCCAGUCGUCUUUAUGGUCAUAAAUAUCUUACUGAUCUUUCUAUCAUCAUCAUCACUCUCGGCUCUAAUGAUAUUCGAAACCCUCUAUGCCAAAAAUUUAUUGAAUUCUCUGAAAAAUUCUUAUCAAAUAGUAACGAGAAGCCUGAUGAUCAUCCACCUCGACUCUCCCUAUCCUUCUCGGCUCUCAAUGCAACAGGUGAAUUCCCCAUCAUUAUCGAUUUACCUUCUGAUCUCACAUCAUCAACCGCCACCACCACCUCCACCUCCACCUCUACCACCACCACCACCACCACCACACCUCAUCAUUUUCAUCCUGAACCUAUCAUCUUAUUUACUGCUGCUAAACCUGAGGAAGUCACGUUAAGGUUUGACCUAAUUGAAACCUUUAAUGAGUCAAGUACUGAAGGUCUACUGGCUAGAGGUACAUCUCUUCUGACGGGUGAUUCUAUAUUUACAAAAUCAAAAGGUUAUAUGGGACCUACCCAAAAGGCCUCUCUACGAGGUAGACAACAUGUUCCUUUAGUUCAAGCAAAGGAUCUUGAAUGUAUUGGUACAUUAGGAUUUGAAUAUUUUGUCAUUACACCUUUCCAUCAUAAAAAGAUGCGUGUUGGGGAUCGGUAUACGUAUUACAAAUCAUUAGAAACUCAAGUCAUCGGUCACCGUGGUUCUGGUAUGAAUAGGAAGGGUGGUUCAAAACUACAAGUGGGCGAAAACACUGUCCUAUCCUUUGUGACAGCUGCUUCAUUAGGUGCUGAAUAUGUGGAGUUUGAUGUUCAAUUGACAAAGGAUUUAAUACCUGUGGUCUAUCAUGAUUUUACAGUUGCUGAAACAGGAUUCGAUAUCCCUUUAAACGCCAUUACAUUAGAGCAGUUUUUAAACCUCAGAAGAUCAGGACAUAUCAAAGAAAACCAUACAGGUGUAAGUGAUCAACAUGGCAUUGUUGUCUCUACUACCGUAAAGGAUUCAUUGCCUUCAUUAUUAUCCAUAUCACCAAAUGAUACAAACAAACCUCAGUUGUUGCACCUAAGCAGCAGUAGCAAUGAAGUAAAAUCGUCUAAACGCACAAAUCGAUCCCAUUCCUUUAGCAGUAGUAGUAAUAAUAAUAGUAGUCGCAGCAGCAGCAGCAGCAACAACAACGCGAUUAGAAACCAAUUUAAUGACCCCUUUGAAUUUACUCGAACUUUUAAAAUGGGUAAAAUCAAGGGGAAUGGGCCCAACACGAUCCAGGGACCAUUUACAACUCUAGAAGAGACCCUGAAGAGCGUUCCAAAAUCAGUUGGUUUCAACAUUGAAGUCAAAUACCCCAUGAUUGAUGAAGCUGAACAGGAUGAACUCACAUCCUUUCAAGAACUUAAUAUUUAUGUGGAUUCAAUCCUUGAAUGUGUCUAUGACCAUGUAGAGGAAAAUCGUCAUAUUAUCUUUUCUUCUUUCCACCCGGAGAUCUGUUUAGCGCUUAACCUUAAGCAGCCUAAUUAUCCUGUCUUCUUCUUGACAGAUGCAGGUACCUUGUCCGUCGCAGACAUAAGAUGCAACUCUCUAAGAGAGGCAGUUAGAUUUGCUAAACAGGCCGAUUUAUUGGGUAUUGUUGCUGCAAGCGAACCCAUCUUGACAAAUCCACGUAUGGUUCGAGUUAUUCAAGAAACAGGUUUAUUGCUAUUUACAUAUGGUAUAUUGAAUAAUGAGGUAGAGAAUGCAGUUGCGCAGAAAUCAUACGGUGUAGAUGCUGUCAUUGUGGAUUCUGUUCUUCCUGUUAGAAAGGGAUUACGCGGAGAUGCAUAGUAAGACACUAAUUUCAAAUAUAUCGAUCUAUAAUCUCACUGAUAUCAAUGUGCUCUCCCCUCUUCUAUAUGUAUAGACAAUAUAAAAUAUUUUAAAUGUUUGCCAAAUUUCAAUUAAUUUAAUACAUCUUUCUUAUUCGUCUUUAUUACUAUUCCCAGUAAAAAAAAAAAAAAAAAAA